Messenger RNA from Emys orbicularis (European pond turtle), 1188 nucleotides. RefSeq names its product keratin, type I cytoskeletal 19-like. NCBI's taxonomy places the organism in Eukaryota, Metazoa, Chordata, Testudines, Emydidae. The record is from RefSeq and is a predicted model, not a curated record. Gene Ontology annotation, molecular function: structural molecule activity. Gene Ontology annotation, biological process: epithelial cell differentiation; intermediate filament organization. Gene Ontology annotation, cellular component: cytoskeleton. The transcript has 6 exons. Bases 1 to 1188 code for a protein of 395 amino acids.
AUGUCCACUUACAGCUCGAAGCAAAUAACUUCUUCUGGGCUAGGUAAUAUUAGUGGUUCCUCACUCGGUCGGGCUGUUGGUUCCUUCAGGGCUCCAAGUAUCCAUGGAGGAUCGGGUGGCAGGGGUAUUUCUGUCUCUACUGCUCGGUUUGUCUCUUCUGGGGUAGGAGGUGGCCUUGGUGGUGGAUAUGGUGGUGGUUUGUAUGGUGGCUUUGGUGGUGGCUUUGGUGGUGGUGAUGGCCUCCUUUCUGGAAAUGAAAAGUCAACUAUGCAGAACCUGAAUGACCGCCUGGCGUCCUACCUGGACAAAGUACGUGCUCUGGAGGAGGCAAAUUCUGAGCUAGAAGUUAAAAUCCGAGACUGGUACCAGAAACAAGGACCAGGGCCAGCCCAUGACUACAGCCUAUAUUACAAGACUAUUGAAGAUCUUCGAGACAAGAUUCUUGCUGCCACCAUUGACAACUCCAAGAUUGUUCUGCAGAUUGAUAAUGCCAGGCUGGCUGCUGAUGACUUCAAAACCAAGUAUGAAACAGAGCAGGCGCUGCGUAUGAGUGUUGAGGCUGACAUCAACGGCCUGCGAAGAGUCAUGGAUGAGCUGACCCUGGCCAGAACUGACCUGGAGAUGCAGAUAGAAAGCCUGAAGGAGGAGCUGGCUUACCUAAAGAAGAACCAUGAGGAGGAAAUGAAAGCCCUGGGUGGGCAAACAGGUGGCCAAGUCAGUGUUGAGGUUGACUCUGCUCCAGGUAUUGAUCUGACCAAGGUCCUGGCUGACAUGAGAGACCAGUAUGAAGUCAUGGCUGAGAAAAACAGGAAGGAUGCUGAAACUUGGUUCAACAGUAAGACUGAAGAGCUGAACCAAGAAGUAGCCAUCAAUACUGAACAGCUGCAGACCAGCAAGACUGAAAUCACAGAUCUGAGACACACCCUCCAAGGCCUGGAGAUAGAGCUUCAGUCCCAGCUUAGCAUGAAAGCUGCCUUGGAAGGCACCUUGGCAGACACUGAGAAUCGCUAUGGUGCCCAGCUGGCACAGAUCCAGCACCUGAUUGGAAACAUUGAGGCACAGCUGACUGACCUUCGAGCUGAUAUGGAGCGGCAGAAUAGUGACUACAAGCAACUCAUGGACAUCAAGACCCGUCUGGAGCAGGAGAUUGCCACUUACCGCCAGCUGCUGGAAGGCCAAGACUCCUAG